ACGGCUCAGGAACUUCUUUGUCGCCGCCCCCCUCCCCCACACACCGUCGCAUGCUGCGGGAAAGGAGAACAAAGACUUUGUUGUGAAAAGAUGGCUUCGAUUUGGCAAGAGAUGCUUUUGACUCUUUUGUCUCUUCUCGCGUCUGUCAUCGUUGUGCUUCUCAUCGUAGUUGUAGGAUGGUUCCUGGUCUGGAAGCUGUUUCUGUCCAGGUUCAAGUUUGUACAAGAACUUCUCAACGGCAGUGCCAAGGAGAAGGCAGAGACAAAGGACGAGCAGCCGAGGCAGUCUGGAUACCGACUCCGCUCCAGAACCAGAGCCAUGAGGGAACAACAGCCUUCUUCAUAAGGACAUGAUGAUGUAUUCUUUGUACAUACAUAACAUAUACAUGCAUCAGUGUUCUCAACAGAAUGUUUUUACAGUGUAGGGGUCAGGUACAGAAGGACAACUUUCUGUGGUGCAAGCUGUGCAACGAGUCCAAAAAACAUGACCAUAGCAGGAGGUCUUGAUAAUUGUUCUAUAUAAGAUUACGUCAGAUAGAAUUAUGUCAAGCAAGCUACUUUGGGCACUCUAUUUGGACAGACUGUAAAUCAUGUACAUGUAUGCAAGAGUAUGCAAGAGCACAUUAUUUGGCACCCUCUCUUUGGUAAACACAUAAGAAAACAUACUGCAAAUACUUUGUAUGUUGUUUAUUUGUACUCAUCAGUGCUACAUAAAUGCCCAGUAUGGAGAUGUUUCUUAAACGCCUUUUGUAUGUCCAGUUCUCAGUAAAUUUUGGACAAUGUUGUUGGAACAUUCAAAACUUCUUCACUAGAAAGAUGUUGCUUGUGUACUUGUAAAGCCAGUAUUUUAUUUCGCUAAAAGUGCAAAUUUUUUUGCUAUAAUAUCUUUUAGCCUUAACCUCAUUUAUAUGUCAAUUUGUUAACAAAUACCUGUGCAACUAUAGGUCCAGUUAUACGUGUAGUCACUGACCAAAAUUAGUGGAUGCUACUUGAAACUUCUGACAUUUUUUUAAAAAUCUAUCCAGUUGCUUGAGUAACUGUUUCCUUGUGCAUAUCUUAUACUGUUGUGUAGUAUCUACUAUUAAAAGCUCAAAGGAAUUUUGUACAUUUACACUGUUACCUGCCUGACUAUUCAAUCAGUGGUAUGGUCAGCUGAAUGAAUACAGGGACUCAUUUAUUCAUGUUCCAAAAAGGGAACUUCAAAGAUGUACAGAGAAAGGAUUUUGUAAAUGUAUUCUUGAAGUAAAUGUGUUUUGGCAGCUGUUGAAAACUCAUCAAAAUGCAGUACAUAUUAACAAUCUACACUUGCGUAUAAUUCCCAUCGUAGUAGAUCUCUGUCGAUUUUUUUCAAUGUUUUACCACAGUUCACAGUGAAACAAUGUAAUAUUAUGUGACUUAUUUAUAGGAAGUGUUGCACAUAAAUGUAUGUACUUUUAGUUUACAAAUUCAUUUAUUGAUGUUGGUGGUGGUUUUUGAUACUGUUUAAUGCAAAAUAUGUACAUCCUAGAGAAUUAUUUUGUGUGACAAUAAACAAGGGGCUGGCCCUUCUUUGUGCAUA
Messenger RNA from Branchiostoma belcheri (Belcher's lancelet), 1557 nucleotides. Its product is annotated as small integral membrane protein 13-like. The coding region runs from base 91 to 345 and encodes 84 amino acids. The transcript has 2 exons. The record is from RefSeq and is a predicted model, not a curated record. Lineage: Eukaryota; Metazoa; Chordata; Leptocardii; Amphioxiformes; Branchiostomatidae.